Peromyscus californicus insignis is the source of this 1478-nucleotide messenger RNA. Its product is annotated as ATP-dependent RNA helicase DDX39A-like. The record is from RefSeq and is a predicted model, not a curated record. NCBI's taxonomy places the organism in Eukaryota, Metazoa, Chordata, Mammalia, Rodentia, Cricetidae. The transcript has a single exon. Gene Ontology annotation, molecular function: ATP binding; RNA helicase activity; RNA binding. Gene Ontology annotation, biological process: mRNA splicing, via spliceosome; mRNA export from nucleus. The coding region runs from base 73 to 1356 and encodes 427 amino acids.
CCAGGGGCGCGAUGUACAACCAGGCGGGCGGCUUUCCUCGCAGCUCGCGGAGGCGAACCGGGCGGCGGUGCCAUGGCAGAACAGGAUGUGGAAAAUGAGCUUUUGGAUUAUGAUGAAGAUGAAGAGCCCCAAACACCGCAGGAGAGCACUCUAGCUCCCCAGAAGAAAGAUGUCAAAGGAUCUUAUGUCUCCAUUCACAAUUCUGGUUUCCGGGACUUUCUGCUGAAGCCGGAGCUCCUGAGAGCCAUAGUUGACUGUGGCUUUGAGCAUCCUUCAGAGGUCCAGCAUGAGUGUAUUCCCCAGGCCAUUUUGGGUAUGGAUGUCCUAUGCCAGGCCAUGUCUGGGAUGGGCAAGACAGCUGUGUUUGUGCUGGCCACCUUGCGGCAGAUCAAGCCCAUCAAUGGCCAGGUAUCAGUACUGGUCAUGUGCCACACAAGGGAGCUGGCCUUCCAGAUCAGCAAGGAGUAUGAGCGUUUCUCUAAGUACAUGCCCAGUGUCAAGGUAUCUGUGUUCUUUGGGGGCCUCUCCAUUAAGAAGGAUGAAGAUGUGUUGAAGAAGAACUGUUCCCAUGUUGUGGUGGGGACACCAGGCUGGAUCCUGGCACUCGUACGGAGCAGGAGCCUCAACCUGAGGAAUGUGAAGCACUUUGUGCUAGAUGAAUGUGACAAGAUGCUGGAACAGCUGGACAUGCGCCGGGACGUGCAAGAAAUCUUUCGCUUGACACCGCAUGAGAAGCAGUGCAUGAUGUUCAGUGCCACUCUGAGCAAGGAGAUCCGGCCCGUCUGCAAGAAGUGCAUGCAGGAUCCCAUGGAGGUGUUUGUGGACGACGAGACGAAGCUCACACUACACGGGCUACAGCAGUACUACAUCAAGCUCAAGGACAGUGAGAAGAACCGGAAGCUCUUCGACCUCCUUGAUGUCCUUGAGUUUAACCAGGUGGUGAUCUUUGUCAAGUCUGUGCAGCGUUGCAUGGCUCUGGCCCAGCUCCUAGUGGAACAGAACUUCCCAGCCAUUGCUAUUCACCGAGGCAUGCCCCAGGAGGAGCGCCUGUCCCGCUACCAGCAGUUCAAGGACUUCCAGCGGCACAUCCUGGUGGCUACCAACCUGUUUGGCAGAGGGAUGGACAUUGAGCGAGUCAACAUCGUCUUCAACUAUGACAUGCCAGAGGACUCAGAUACCUACCUUCACCGAGUGGCCCGUGCUGGUCGCUUUGGUACCAAAGGCCUGGCGGUCACUUUUGUAUCUGAUGAGAAUGAUGCUAAAAUUCUCAAUGAUGUUCAGGACCGCUUUGAAGUGAAUGUGGCAGAGCUUCCAGAAGAAAUAGACAUCUCCACAUACAUUGAACAGAGCCGAUAACCAUUAUGUGUGUGUAGCCAACCCACUUGCUGCUUCAGAUCCUCUUCCUACGUGACAAAUGGGUAUAUCUUUUUAUUGUUUCAAAGCUGUAGCUGUGUAAGAAUAAACUUUUAUUGUGGAAA